Molecule: messenger RNA, 3385 nt
Organism: Electrophorus electricus (electric eel)
Lineage: Eukaryota; Metazoa; Chordata; Actinopteri; Gymnotiformes; Gymnotidae
Gene: letm1
Product: leucine zipper-EF-hand containing transmembrane protein 1
Biological process (GO): intracellular monoatomic cation homeostasis
Cellular component (GO): mitochondrial inner membrane
Molecular function (GO): calcium ion binding; ribosome binding
Source: RefSeq, a predicted model, not a curated record
UGAAGUCUAGUAAGACUCUAGAUUCAUCAUCGCAUAGAGAACAAGGACAUGGGAGCGAGGAUUUGGGGUUAUGCUUUUUGUAACUAGCCAGGAAUAUAUCUUAAAAAUUGUCCUUUAAACUAUACACAACCUAACGCUACCUGACGUACGUCUUUGCACUCGUUAGAUUAACGUCAUCUUUUUAUCGACACCGUCAUAAAAAUGGCAUUAAUUUUGUUCUCCAGAUGUCGGACUCCGUGGACGACAUCGUCUAGAUUCAGAAAAGGGACGCUCACAGACGGAACAUGUUUCAGUUGUGCUGCACUCCGGCUUGCUGUGAAUAGUCCUGAUGUUCUUGGUCCUAGCUGUGUGGCUUGGACACCGCUCAUGUCCUUGGACCACGCCCCCCCGCAUCAUCGCCCCUCGGCGAGCGCGCCUCGCCUCCGCUGCUCCAUCCUGAUACCUGACCCCGCCCUACCCCGCCAUUCCUUCUCCCAUUGGACAGCAGCUUGGCCCUGGGCCUCAGCCACGCGUGGCAUGCACACGACGGGCCGCCUCUGCGAUGACUCGAAGGUGGAGCGCUCGCUGCGUUCGCUGAAAGACCGGAACAAGAAGCUGGAGGAGGGCGGCCCCGUCUACAGCCCGGCAGUGGACCUGGAGCCCGCUCGCCGCUCGCUGACGCAGCGGGUCAUUGAUGAGGUCAAACACUACUACCACGGCUUCCGGCUGCUCUGGAUCGAUGCCACCAUCGCUGCGCGCAUGCUGUGGAGAGUGCUGAACGGACAUGCCCUGUCCCGGCGGGAGAGGAGACAGUUUCUGAGGACGUGUGCUGAUGUAUUCCGGCUCCUGCCCUUUCUGGUUUUCAUCAUCGUUCCGUUUAUGGAGUUCCUCCUACCCGUUGCUCUCAAGCUGUUCCCCAACAUGCUCCCAUCCACCUUUGAGACUCAGUCCAAGAAGGAGGAGCGGCUGAAGAAGGAGCUGAGAGUGAAGCUGGAGAUGGCCAAGUUCCUGCAGGACACUGUGGAGGAGAUUGCUCUCAGGAACAAGGCAGACAAAGGCAACGUCACCGAGGAGUUCUCAACCUUCUUUCAGAAGAUCCGGGACUCUGGCGAGAGGCCCAGUAACGAGCAGAUCAUCCGCUUCUCCAAGCUGUUUGAGGACGAGCUGACCCUGGACAACCUGACGCGGCCGCAGCUGGUGGCUCUGUGCCGGCUGCUGGAGUUGCGCUCCAUCGGUACCAACAACUUCCUGCGCUUCCAGCUCCUCCUGAAGCUCCGCGCCAUCCGCGCUGACGACAAGAUGAUCGCGGAGGAGGGAGUGGACAGCCUGAAUGUGAUUGAGCUACAGGCGGCGUGCAGGGUGCGUGGCAUGAGGGCCCUGGGCGUGACGGAGGACAGGCUUCGAGACCAGCUCAAGCAGUGGCUGGAGCUGCACCUAAACCAGCACAUCCCCACGUCCCUGCUGCUGCUGUCCAGGGCGAUGUACUUGCCAGACACGCUGUCCCCCACAGACCAGCUCAAGACCACGCUGCAGACGCUGCCGGAGAUCGUGGCUAAAGAAGCCCAGGUAAAGGUGGCGGAGCUGGACUUCUCUAAGGUGGAUAAUAAGACUAAGGUGGAGACCACGCUGCAGGAGGAGGCAGCCAUCCGUCAGGAGAACAAGGAGCGGGAGCUGGAGAGGCUGGCUGAUGCUGCCGAGAGAGCCAAGGAGCAGGCUGAGCUGGUGGAUGUGAAGACAGACAUACAGGCAGACACUGAACCUGCACUGGCAACUGUAGACAUGGCCAACCAAUCAGAAAUAUUAAGAGACACAGCACCAAUGCUGGAAGGUGUUAAAGGUGAAGAGAUCACCAAAGAGGAGAUCGACAUGCUGAGUGAUGCCUGCACCAAACUGAAGGAGCAGAAGAGACUCCUCACCAAAGAGAAGGAGGAGCUGGAGGAGCUGAAGGAUGAUGUGCAAGAGUAUAGUGAGGACCUGGAGGAGAUAAAGAAGGAGCUCUCCAAGACGGGCCAGGAGAAGGAGGUGGAGGAGUCGAAGGCCAGCCAGCUGCUGUCGCGCCGGGUGAACCGCAUGAUCGGCCGCAUAGACAAGCUCGUCGGCGAACUGGAGAAAGACAAGCAGGUGCUGGACGGGCAGGCGGACACGGGGACAGCGCCGCCUGUUGGAUUGUUCUUUGAGAAACAUAAUGACUUAAAAAGUAUGUUCCUCUCCUGUAGUGAGAACCUGAUCAGCAUCAACGAGCUCAUCUCCAUCAUGAAGCAGAUCCAGAACAUUCCGGAACACAAGCUGCUCAGCAUCGCCGACGCCCUGGACGAAAACAAGGACGGCAAGAUAGACAUUGAUGAUGUUAUCAAGGCAGUGGGGCUGAUCGACAAGGAGGACAUAGACAUCUCCACGACGCAGGUGGCCGAGAUCAUGGCUUUGCUGCAGAAGGAAGAGAAGCUGGUCGAGAAGGAGAAGGCCAAGGAGAAGGCCGAAAAGGAGCAGGCAGCUAAAGUCCAGAGCUAAGCCCUGCUUGGCAAGCUUCCCCCUGGGGGAGGAGCAGGAGCAGGACACUGGAGCCACUGGUGCUGGGGCUUCCCUGGUUUCAUACUUGAAAAGAAAUGAAAUUAUAUACGUUGAUUACUUUCACAUCACCCUCUAACCAUUAGAGGACAGUUGUGUUGUAACAGUUUGUGAGCUGAGUCACUUCUGUGUGUGUUUGUUUGUUUGUUUUUUUGUUUUGUUUUGUUUUGGGGUUUUGUUUUUUUUGCAACCCAUCAUCCUCACCAGCAUUCUGCUGCUGCUGCUCUCAUGAUGUUCAGUUGCCUUUGUGUUAUUUAAAUCAAAUUCUUUUUACUUCACACCGGAAUUAUUAGGAAGAACAGUUGACUGUAGUUCAGAUGACCCGUGAGCAUACUGUUGUAUCUGUCCAAUAACCAAAGAGGGUGAAAUUACAAAGGUACUGCAGAGAGCUUGAACUCAAGGCGGUGAACUUUUGCUCCAGUGUACAGCUGCUCCGGACAGAUGUGGGAUCUGGACCAACUCCCUACAUGAGUUUAGAUUUGGCUGCAUGCGUGUAAUGAGCUCUUUGGUGUUAUUUUCUUAUUACUGCAUUGUGUCCUUAUGCAAACAAAACCUCAGUGAUUGGGAGGAAAAAAAUAUCUAGAUUUUAAAGAUUAAUCAUUACACAGACAAAAUUUCUCCAUUCAAAUAAUCUUUAUUAUUUGGAGUUCUUUUCACCUCUUACUGAAACCUAGAAGAAUAGUUACACAUAAAAGUAUAAUUAGCCUUGGAACAAACGCUAGCUCCGGACUCCCUGUUUUGCUAUGCUGUGCUGCAGUAUGUAACUGCACAGGAGAGAUGUGCUUGAAGAGGGAGUGUGUGUGGGAGUGUGUGUGGGAGUGUGUGUGGGAGUGUGUGUGGG